Physeter macrocephalus (sperm whale) is the source of this 6649-nucleotide messenger RNA. RefSeq names its product calcium voltage-gated channel subunit alpha1 S (gene CACNA1S). The record is from RefSeq and is a predicted model, not a curated record. The coding region runs from base 58 to 4833 and encodes 1591 amino acids. Gene Ontology annotation, cellular component: voltage-gated calcium channel complex; membrane. Gene Ontology annotation, biological process: calcium ion import across plasma membrane. The transcript is spliced from 39 exons. NCBI's taxonomy places the organism in Eukaryota, Metazoa, Chordata, Mammalia, Artiodactyla, Physeteridae. Gene Ontology annotation, molecular function: high voltage-gated calcium channel activity.
AGCGUCUUCACCGUGAUCCUGGAGCAGGUCAACGUCAUCCAGAGCAACACAGCCCCGAUGAGCAGCAAAGGCGCGGGCUUGGACGUCAAGGCUCUGAGGGCCUUCCGCGUGCUCAGGCCGCUCCGGCUGGUGUCCGGGGUGCCCAGCCUGCAGGUGGUCCUCAACUCCAUCGUCAAGGCCACGCUGCCCCUGUUCCACAUCGCUCUGCUGGUGCUUUUCAUGGUCAUCAUCUACGCCAUCAUCGGGCUGGAGCUGUUCAAGGGCAAGAUGCACAAGACCUGCUACUUCAUCGGGACGGACGUCGUGGCCACGGUGGAGAACGAGAAGCCGUCGCCCUGUGCCCGGACGGGCUCAGGGCGCCCCUGCACCAUCAACGGCAGCGAGUGCCGGGGAGGCUGGCCAGGCCCCAACCACGGCAUCACCCACUUCGACAACUUCGGCUUCUCCAUGCUCACCGUGUACCAGUGCAUCACCAUGGAGGGCUGGACCGACGUCCUCUACUGGGUCAACGACGCCAUCGGGAACGAAUGGCCCUGGAUCUACUUUGUCACCCUCAUCCUGCUGGGCUCCUUCUUCAUCCUCAACUUGGUGCUGGGCGUCCUGAGCGGGGAAUUCACCAAGGAGCGGGAGAAGGCCAAGUCCAGGGGAACCUUCCAGAAGCUGCGGGAGAAGCAGCAGCUAGAGGAGGACCUCCGGGGCUACCUGAGCUGGAUCACGCAGGGCGAGGUCAUGGAUGUGGACGACCCGAGAGAAGGGAAGCUGGCUUUGGAGGAAGGUGGCUCUGACACAGAGAGCCUGUAUGAACUCGCAGGCUUGAACAAAGUCAUCCAGUUUAUAUCCAACAAUAGAGAAAUACAUCAAAGAAAAGAUGAAGGCCUUCUCUGCCCUUCAAAGAGCCGACACUGGAGGCGGUGGAACCGCGUCUUCCGCUGGAAGUGCCACGAUGCGGUGAAGUCCAGGGUCUUCUACUGGCUGGUCAUCCUGAUCGUCGCCCUCAACACCCUGUCGAUCGCCUCGGAGCACCACCAGCAGCCUCUCUGGUUGACCCACCUGCAAGACGUCGCCAACCGGGUGCUGCUGGCCCUGUUCACCGUGGAGAUGCUGAUGAAGAUGUAUGGGCUGGGCCUGCGCCAGUACUUCAUGUCCAUCUUCAACCGCUUCGACUGCUUCGUGGUGUGCAGCGGUCUCCUGGAGAUCCUGCUGGUGGAGUCGGGAGCCAUGACACCCCUCGGCAUCUCCGUGCUGCGCUGCAUCCGCCUCCUCAGGAUCUUCAAGGUCACCAAGUACUGGACGUCUCUGCGCAACCUGGUGGCCUCGCUGCUCAACUCCAUCCGCUCCAUCGCCUCCCUGCUACUGCUGCUCUCCCUCUUCGUCGUCACCUUCGCCCUCCUGGGCGUGCAGCUCUUCGGGGGCAGGUACGACUUUGAGGACACCGAGGUGCGGCGCAGCAACUUCGACAACUUCCCGCAGGCCCUCAUCAGCGUCUUCCAGGUGCUGACAGGUGAGGACUGGAACUCCUUGAUGUACAACGGGGUCCUGGCCUACGGCGGCCCGACCUACCCCGGGGUGCUCGUCUGCAUCUAUUUCAUCAUCCUGUUCGUCUGCGGCAACUACAUCCUGCUCAACGUCUUCCUGGCCAUCGCGGUAGACAACCUGGCGGAGGCGGAGAGCCUGACUUCGGCCCAGAAGGCCAAGGCUGAGGAGCGGAGACGCAGGAAGAUGUCCAAGGGGCUCCCAGACAAGUCAGAGGAGGAGAAGUCGAUGGCGGCCAAGAAGCUGGAGCAGAAACCCAAGGGGGAGGGCAUCCCCACCACGGCCAAGCUGAAGAUCGAUGAGUUUGAAUCCAACGUCAAUGAGGUGAAGGACCCCUACCCGUCAGCCGACUUCCCAGGAGAUGAUGAGGAAGACGAGCCCGAGAUCCCGAUAAGCCCACGACCCCGCCCGCUGGCCGAGUUGCAGCUGAAGGAGAAGGCGGUGCCCAUUCCAGAAGCCAGCGCCUUCUUCAUCUUCAGCCCCACCAAUAAGAUCCGCGUCCUGUGCCAUCGCAUCGUCAAUGCCACCUGGUUCACCAACUUCAUCCUGCUCUUCAUCCUGCUCAGCAGCGCCGCCCUGGCUGCGGAGGACCCCAUCCGGACUGAGUCCGUGAGGAACCAGAUCCUUGGGUAUUUUGACAUCGUGUUCACCUCUGUCUUCACUGUGGAGAUUGCCCUCAAGAUGACCGCCUACGGCGCCUUCCUGCACAAGGGUUCCUUCUGCCGCAACUACUUCAACAUCCUGGACCUGGUGGUGGUGGCCGUGUCCCUCAUCUCCAUGGGACUCGAGUCCAGCGCCAUCUCCGUGGUGAAGAUCCUGAGGGUGCUGCGGGUGCUGCGACCGCUCCGGGCCAUCAACAGAGCCAAAGGGCUGAAGCACGUGGUGCAGUGCGUGUUCGUGGCCAUCCGCACCAUCGGGAACAUCGUCCUGGUCACCACCCUCCUGCAGUUCAUGUUCGCCUGCAUCGGCGUCCAGCUCUUCAAGGGCAAAUUCUUCAGCUGCAAUGACUUGUCCAAGAUGACAGAGGAGGAGUGCAGGGGCUACUACUACGUGUACAAGGAUGGGGACCCCGCGCAGAUGGAGCUGCGUCCCCGCCAGUGGAUGCACAGCAACUUCCACUUCGACAACGUGCUCUCGGCCAUGAUGUCUCUCUUCACGGUGUCCACCUUCGAGGGGUGGCCCGAGCUGCUGUACAGGGCCAUCGACUCUCACGAGGAGGACAAGGGCCCCGUGUACAACCACCGCGUGGAGAUGGCCAUCUUCUUCGUCGUCUACAUCAUCCUCAUCGCCUUCUUCAUGAUGAACAUCUUCGUGGGCUUCAUCAUCGUCACCUUCCAGGAGCAGGGGGAGACCGAGUACAAGAACUGCGAGCUGGACAAGAACCAGCGCCAGUGCGUGCAGUACGCCCUGAAGGCCCGCCCCCUGAGGUGCUACAUCCCCAAGAACCCGUACCAGUACCAGGUGUGGUACGUCGUCACCUCGUCCUACUUCGAGUACCUGAUGUUCGCCCUCAUCAUGCUCAACACGCUCUGCCUGGGCAUGCAGCACUACAACCAGUCCCAGCAGCUGGACCACGUGUCAGACAUCCUCAACGUGGUCUUCACCGCCAUCUUCACGCUGGAGAUGGUCCUCAAGCUCAUGGCGUUCAAGGCCAGGGGCUAUUUUGGGGACCCCUGGAAUGUGUUUGACUUCCUGAUUGUCAUCGGCAGCAUCAUCGACGUCAUCCUCAGUGAGAUUGACACUUUCCUGGCCUCCAGCGGGGGACUGUAUUGCCUGGGUGGCAGCUGCGGGAACGUUGACCCCGACGAGAGCGCGCGCAUCUCCAGCGCCUUCUUCCGCCUGUUCCGCGUCCUGAGGCUGAUCAAGCUGCUGAGCCGCGCCGAGGGCGUGCGCACGCUGCUCUGGACCUUCAUCAAGUCCUUCCAGGCCCUGCCCUACGUGGCUCUGCUCAUCGUCAUGCUCUUCUUUAUCUACGCCGUCAUCGGCAUGCAGAUGCUCGGGAAGAUUGCCCUGGUGGACGGGACCCAGAUCAACCGGAACAACAACUUCCAGACCUUCCCCCAGGCCGUGUUGCUGCUCUUCAGGUGUGCCACGGGGGAGGCGUGGCAGGAGAUCCUGCUGGCCUGCAGCUACGGCCAGCUGUGCGACCCCGAGUCGGACUACGGCCCGGGGGAGGAGCGCACCUGCGGCACCGACUUCGCCUACUACUACUUCAUCAGCUUCUACAUGCUCUGUGCCUUCCUGAUCAUCAACCUCUUUGUGGCCGUCAUCAUGGACAACUUCGACUACCUCACACGGGACUGGUCCAUCCUGGGCCCUCAUCACCUGGACGAGUUCAAGGCCAUCUGGGCAGAGUACGACCCGGAGGCUAAGGGCAGAAUCAAACACCUGGAUGUGGUGACCCUGCUGAGAAGGAUCCAGCCCCCUCUGGGCUUUGGGAAGUUCUGCCCGCACCGGGUAGCGUGUAAGCGGCUGGUGGGCAUGAACAUGCCCCUGAACAGCGACGGCACGGUCACCUUCAACGCCACCCUCUUCGCCCUGGUCCGCACAGCGCUCAAGAUCAAGACGGAAGGUAACUUCGAACAGGCCAAUGAGGAGCUGCGGGCCAUCAUCAAGAAGAUCUGGAAAAGGACCAGCAUGAAGCUCCUGGACCAGGUCAUCCCUCCUAUAGGAGAUGACGAGGUGACGGUGGGGAAGUUCUACGCCACGUUUCUCAUCCAGGAGCACUUCCGGAAGUUCAUGAGGCGCCAGGAGGAGUAUUAUGGGUACCGGCCCAAGAAGGACACCGCGCAGAUCCAGGCCGGACUGCGGACCCUCGAGGAAGAGGCAGCCCCUGAGAUCCGCCGCACCAUCUCGGGAGACCUGACGGCCGAGGAGGAGCUGGAGAGAGCCAUGGUGGAGGCCGCGAUGGAGGAAGGGAUAUUCCGGAGGACCGGAGGCCUGUUUGGCCAGGUGGACAACUUCCUGGAAAGGACCAACUCCCUGCCUCCACACAUGGCCAACCAGAGGCCCCUCCAGUUUACUGAAAUAGAGAUGGAGGAGCUGGAGUCGCCCGUCUUCUUGGAGGACUUCCCUCAGCAUCCAAGCACCAACCCUCUUGCACGUGCCAACACCAACAAUGCCAACGCCAACGUUGCCGGUGGCAACAGCAACCAUGGCAACAGCCCGGCAUUUUCCAGCCUCCCUGUGACCUGUCCCCAGGCCAGCCACCUCUCCGGGGAGGGCGUCCCCGGGGUUCUGCGUCCUGCACCCUUGCUUCCCGCUGGCUCAGCCCCCCGGACGCUCCCAGCGCUCUCCUAACGCGGCGCUGACGGUCCGCACCGCGUGACUGGCCCACCUCUUCUAAACGCCAGUCCCCUGCCACUCGUCCUCGUCAGCUCUGCGAAUGUCCCGCUGUGCCAAAGGCACAUCGUGUCCAGAGUCGACCUCCUCACCCGUCCCCGCAGCCUGCUGACCUCAGGGCCCUACUCCCUGCUCAAGCCGUGAGUCUGAGUGUUGUCUGGACCCCUGCCUUCCCCCACUGUGCCCUGCGGACUCCCCCUCCCAGUGUUUCUCAAACCUGUCCCCUCCCCACGGUGACUUUCCUGACACUCAGUCCUCGUUUCGUGCCUUGUCUGUUGUGCCUCAGAACAGCCUCCCAGCACCCCCCGCUUCCUCCCAGCCUGACCCUGAUCCUUCUAAACAGAGAAACCUGCUGUCUUAUCCCCCAACUUAAAACCCGUAAAGGCCCCCAAAGCCUCAGAAUAUGGUGCAGAACCCUUGCCUGGGCUGUCAGGCAGCUCCGCCCCAGCCCUGGCCCUCAUGCCAGGCGGCUCGCCCUCCCUGCCCCCUGCAGCGCAGCCGGGGGCAGCUGCCCGGCCCUCUGAGCGCCACAUGCUGUUCUGGGGAGAAACUGCCCGAACCCUCAACCCCACGGACCCCUUGGCCAUCAUCGUCCACAUCUCAGCUUCUCCAAUACUUCCUGCAGAAAGCAUCCCCCCGGAUGCCCCCAAACGCUCCAGGUGGCCCAGUGAUGGGGCACGUGUGUUUCGCCAUCGCGGCCGGGGUCACCCCUGCUCUGUGACGUUUAUUUUACACCAGACUGAGGCCAAGUUCCACGAAAGCAGGAGCAGGUCCACCAGGCUGGCCCUUAACCCCCGAGCUGAGCACUUUUCAGCACAGACGAGCGGCUCAGUCACUGUCAGAUAAAUGCAGGGAAAUGCUGAGAAGUGUGGCCCUGCCCUGGCUGACAGCCCGCCCGCCCAGGGUCACCUGCUCAGGGCUGCAGCCUCGCGCCCUCACUGCCCAGUCCCCGGGGAGGUGGGGCAGGCAUCGGCCUCCAGAGGUGCAGGCUGACUCCUCAGUUUCAGCCCCACCCAGCCAGCCGCUCAAACUGCCCCCUCCACUGCCUCCUCUUGGCGGGGAGCUGAAAUAACCCACCUCGCAGCGUGGCUGAAAAACUAAAUAACCUGGGGCACACGUGAAAGGGCUUCGUACGCUGCAAAGGUCUAUAGAGGGAUGUUUCAAUAUACAAGUGGGACCGGAGCAUCUUAUAUCAAUACCUAACGUGUACAGAGUACCAACAAUACAGCAGGCCCCGCUCCAAGCCUUCUGCAUAGAUUAAUUGUUUAAUCCUCUUGAUACCGAGGAAGUAGCAUCCUCCUUUUGCAAGUAUGACACGGAGAGGACAGGUAACGUGCCCAAGGCCCCGCAGCGGGUAGGAGGGCCAAAGCGCGAUUCAGCUCAGGCGACGUGGCUCCAGCCCCACAGCCCUAAUGGCUGCGCCAUUUGGCACGUCUGUGCCGGGCCUCCCAGCCCACGUGACAGGUGUACUGAGAAGCCUUCCAGCUCUCACCCUUUCCAAAAGUUCAGGCAGUUUCCUCUGCAACGUGCAGGACAUUCUAAUUUGUCGGAACGUACAAAAUCUUGCCUCUCCCCAGCUCCCCUUCAAAUAAUCGCUGGGUUUCUCCAGAGAGGGCCGCCAGGCCACUCAGAUAAAGUACAAAAGGAGCACGGGUGUGGAAGGCUGAGGGCCGGGGGCCAUGGGGGGAGCAGGCAGGCCCCUCCUGUCAGCCGGGCCAUCCGACAGAGCCGGUGUCCAGAGGGGCUGGUGGGCCACCUUCUGUCGCCUGGGGGC